AAACAGAAGGACUCUAUUGUACGAGAUAGCUGAGGUUGCGAAUUAAGUGGACAGAUUUAAUCCAAAAAGAAGGUAGCUACGUAAAAACACGCAAGAUGACGCCAUCUAAACUUAACCUCGUCCCACUGAGGUAUAAGGAUACAUAUAUCGAGUAUAUGGACACAUGUGCGGAAAACAUAUUGCGUCUUCAAGAUAUUUGGGAAAAUUCUGGAAUCCCUGAUGAAAAAAUACACAAGCGUAUGAUGCAUCUUUUCACAUGGAUAAACGAAAGGUGGACGACCAUUAUUAAUGACGAACUGCAGGCGGUGGAAGAGCAGAAACGCCAAGUGCAGGCGGCGCUCUGUGACCUUACCGAGAUAUGUAACCAACUUGAAAUCGAAAUGCCAAAACAGCCUUCCUGCCUUAAUCUCCAACAGCAGCUUGAGUGGGUGGAAACUUCAUCGGCAAAAGUUGAGGCUAUCCGUGCCAAACGAGAAGCACUCUAUUUCGAUUUACGCAAGAAUGAAAAGGAACUUCUGGCGCGUAUGACAGAUGGAGUCGUCUGGAAAAUGCCUCGAUCCCUGACAUCUCGCGGAGUCCUUCGAACUUUACCAAAUGAUGACGACCUACGUGAGUUGACGUCUCACGUGAAAAUGAUCCGUGAAGAAAGACAAAUUCGUCUCGAAAAACUUCGGCCUCUCGUGGAAGCAUCAUGUAUGUUGAUGGAACGGAUGGGCAAAGUACCGCGCCUUCCCAUCGAAGAAGAUUUAUCGAAUUUGCCAGCUGAUCACUGGAACUUAACCCAAGAAAACAUUAAGCGCGCCGCAGAAGCGCGCGAUGCGUUAUCUCUGGAGGAAACCCAACUGCAUACACGUCACACUUCAAUGCUUGCCCAAUUAGGCAAAUUGUUUGAUCGGUUAGAUGUGACACAAGUUGAAAGGGAGGAAUUACUUACAGGCCUUACAAAUACGAAAACUUACCAGACCGUGGGAAAACUUGAGGAGCUUGUCGCUGAAUAUGAGGAGCUCAAACGAGCAAAUAUGGCAAGUUACGUCGACAAGCUUAGAAACGAGGUAAAAGAAUGCUACGCGGCAUUACGUAUUGGCGAUGAGUGGGCGGAGCCGGAACGAAUUAAAAAUAUGAUCGAACUGGGACCAUCUGAAGAGCUUAUCACCGAGUAUGAGCAAUCUAUUGGAGCUCUUAAGGCCAGAUACAGCCAAUUAAUGCCGCUCUUUAAGUUGCUCGACGAACGCGAUCAGCUCAAGGAGAUGUUGCGCGAACUCGAGGAAGCACAACGAGAUCCGAAUCGUUAUAAAAAUCGUGGAGGUGCUUUGCUUCAGGAGACGAAAAAACGCGAUCGUGUUAACAAAAAUCUACCCAUUGUAGUCAAGCAAAUUGUGAAGUUCCUUGACACAUAUGAGAAGGAGAACGGUGAGGUUGUAGUUGAUGGAAAACCAAUUCGUGAAGGAAUACGCGAGGACGACGACAAGAAGCCUCGCAGCGCUUCAGCUGCUUGCCAGUAUACGACGCCGCUGAAGGCAAUGAACAGGCCGUUAUCGGUCACUCCUGCUACAGCCAGACCUGCUUCGACAGUUGGCCACCGUAUUGCCGCCCUAAAGCGAGCUGGAACCUACACGGAGAUCAAGCCCAAAAUCAAGACUCUAGAACCUGCCUCGUCAAAGGCUCUAAUCGUAGGAAAAAUGUACACUCGGCACAUGGCUAUGAAAAGUCCAGGGAGCAACGCUAAAAAUAAGCUGUCUACGACGAGACGUGGCCUUCGACGAUCCAUUUCCUACGGCGACUUUGAGAGUCAGGUAUCAUCUACAGACGACAUGCACUCGACCCGUAUCGUUAAGCUUUCGAACGCAAUCGGCGAAUCAGGCCGGGUGAAGAGCAGGAAGGCUCUUUUCUAAGCCUGGCGUUCUUUCUCUGCUAACAACGACGAUGGUGCAUAACUGUAGAGACCAACAUAAUCUAAGUCUAAUAUGAAGCUCUAGUGGCUCUAGAAACGACUGACAUGCUUGUACAUAUGAUAGCUAGGUAUUUAUAGAGAUCUUUAUCGUGUCACUUAUAGGCACCAGCUUGGAUUCAAUUAUACAAACAUAAACCACAAAUGAAAGCUAAUUGUUCCUGAUCGAGCUGAUAAAAAGUAUAGGGGGCGCAACAACACAGGAUGUAUUUUUACAUAUUGGAAGCAAUCAAAUGAAUACACACAUGGUUGCGGCGAAAAUAAGACGUCGACCCUGUUGUGCGUUUAGGGAAGUUACAAUGGGACGUGUUCGAUUAGGAUGAAAUUAUGUGACGACAAUGACAUUAUCGACGUGACAAUAUUACGUGCACACUGUGCAGUAUGACAUUUGACGUUUAGGUUAAAGACGAGUAGGUAUUGUUUUGUGAAACGUAGAUUUGGGCAUCCACAGAUGGUCUCGAUCGAUCGCAGCUGGUGCUAUGAAGUUAGAUAGCACUGGGCUGUUAAGAAAGUUAAUAGUCGAGGGGGCAACUUGUGAACUUAAUACCCAAAUGACGAAUUUGGUAAGGACUCGGCUAAUUAACGUUACUUGUUGGGUUUGGGAUAUUAUGUAAUAGUUAAAACAGGGUUGAAUAAAUCCAGCGCAAAUGGCAAGGAUUAAAACAAUGCAUGUGUUUAUUAUAUAGUACAUAUUUCAUUGCGUAUUUUCUUAAUAAUAAAUUAUUAAGUCAUGCAGAUUUGCUGGAAUAUUAGCGAAAAUUUGAGACGAAUGUUCAUACUCAUGGUGUUAACAACUUUGCAGUUAACAUUUCUUUAGCUAAUACGCUUUACUUGGGUACCAAUUGGAGUACGUGUCGGGCGGGCCCGUUCAUUAGUGCAAAAUGUGUGUUCGAUAUCAAAUACAAAAAAAUUUUCUUGGCCUUAUUGUUCAUUGGCCUCUGAGGUCGAGCUAAACAAACUGAAAAGUGACGCGUAAAGUGAUAUAUAAUAAUAUUAUAAAUGCAGUGAUACUUCGUGCUUUCUGGUAUAAAGCUGAGAAUCCAAGUGUGCUACUCAGAAGUGGGUUAAUAAAUGUGAACAGAUUAUCAUUAAUUAACAAAAACAUUGUUCAGCAUAUGGAGCAUAAUUUCUUGAUUACGAGCAACACUAACAGGUGGAUUUGAACCUUGAAAUAAA
Molecule: messenger RNA, 3124 nt
Organism: Varroa destructor (honeybee mite)
Lineage: Eukaryota; Metazoa; Arthropoda; Arachnida; Mesostigmata; Varroidae
Product: protein regulator of cytokinesis 1-like
Biological process (GO): mitotic spindle midzone assembly; microtubule cytoskeleton organization
Cellular component (GO): mitotic spindle midzone; spindle; cytoplasm
Molecular function (GO): microtubule binding
Source: RefSeq, a predicted model, not a curated record